Closterium sp. NIES-67 is the source of this 3446-nucleotide messenger RNA. NCBI's taxonomy places the organism in Eukaryota, Viridiplantae, Streptophyta, Zygnematophyceae, Desmidiales, Closteriaceae. The record is from the annotation of a GenBank genome assembly.
AGCACUCACUCACUCGCGUGGCCCUCCAUUCCGUCCCGCGCUACAGUUCAGAGCACCAAGCCUGUUAUCCCCUCUCGGCGGGAGUGAAGGGCGGCGGACUUGAAUGUGAUAGCGAAGCAGAAGUAGUUGCACACGCGCUUCUGAAGACAAGCGAAGCACUUCCUCCUGGAGAACGAUCGAUAAACUAAUGCUGGCUUCGACUUGAAGCAUCGGUCUCUACGAACCCCGACUUUCUCGUACUCUCCCUCGCGAUAAUCAUGGCGUGUCGUCGCAGUGCGCCGCUCCUCCUCUCCCUCCUCUCCCUCCUCUCGCUCCACCGCCUCGCCCACGCGGCCACAUCUCCGCAGCCAACGCGGUUCGAGCAGGCGAUGGCGGAGACCCUCACGAUGAGCGCUGACCGCAAGGCGCAGCUGCAUGCCAGGGUGCUCCGCGACGCCAUGCUCGACGACCUGUCGCUCGGCGACGAUUCCGGCGACGAGGCGUGGCGGCGGCGGCUGAAGGGCGGCAUGAAGGGGCGCGACGUGGGGCUGACGCCGCCCGCGCUGAACUCGGGGCCGAGCAUGGCGGACGUCAACGGCACGCUCUUCCGCUACGCGUCCGUCACGCCCAAGGCGUCCGUGGACUGGCGCCAGACCAUGUACAUCUCGCCCAUCCAGCGCCAGUUCGAGUGCGCUAGCUGUUGGGCGAUCGCAGCCGUCGAUUCCAUCGCCAUGAUGUGGGCCAUCACCACCAAGACGGAGCCCGUCGUGCUGUCGCCGCAGCAGGUGUGCGACUGUGCGACGAAGCAGUGCUGCGGCGGCGGGUGGGCGGACUGGGCGUUUUCGUACGUGCUGUUCAACGGCGGCAUCCAGGCGGAGGAGGACUACGCGUACGUCGCGCAGGACAGCACCGUCUGCAACCUCAACGCCUCCGCGCCCACAGCCGCCAAGAUCACGGGGUGGGAGCUGGUGCCGCCGUACAGCGCCGUGUCGCUGAUGAAGGCCGUCAGCAUGCAGCCCGUCGUGGCGUUCCUCAGCGGGUCGGAGCGCGACUUCCAGAGCUACUCGUCGCGCGGCAAGCUCAGGAUAUACGGGUCGCCGGAGCUGCCGGGGCUGUGCUCGACGGACAUCAACCACGUGGUGGUGGUGGUGGGGUACAACUACACAGGCGCCGGCAAGGCGGGCAGCUACUGGAUCCUCAAGAACUCGUGGUUCAGCACGUGGGGCGACGCCGGCUACAUGUACCUCGCCAUGUCGCCCGACGUGCGCGGGAAGUGCGGGCUGCACGCCUUGCCCGCCAUGUAUCCGGUGUACUACCCCUUCGGCCCGCAGCCGGUGCGCUUCAGCGGCAAGCAGCGCGACGACAGCGACGGCCGCUGGUGGACCAAGCCCUUCGUCGCGUCGUCCGACGCGUGCCAGGCGCUCAUCAACCCGUGCGGCGCGGGCGAGUGCUACACCAAGAACGGCGCGGCGCGCUGCGACUGCAGCGGGCCGGAGAACAUGGUGGAGGUGGUGGGCGUGCCGACGAGCAAGUGCGCGCCCAAGUUCCCCUGCAACGCCACGGCGCUCAACCCCUGCGGCGCCGGCACCUGCAGCAACACCGGCACGGGCGCCUACACCUGCCAGUGCCCCGCGGGCUACGCCAUCGGCGCGGAGGCGGACGGCUCGCUGACGUGUGUGGGCGUGGCGGGCGCCAACGCGUCGUCGCUCACCUACACCUCCGUCCCGGGAGACACGUGCGCGGGCAUCGCCGCGGCGUACAACACCACCACAGCCAUCCUCGUCGCGCUCAACCCCUUCCUCAACUGCUCGCAGAUCUACAUCCCUCCAGGCUUCGCGCUGUCGCUCUCCAACUCCUCUGCGCCCGCCACCCCCGUGUGCACGGCGUCAUACCUGGUGCGCGCCAACGACACGUGCGUGGGGCUCAUCGCCGCGCUCUUCAGCGGCAGCGAGGCCGCCUUCCGCCAGGCCAACCCGCUGCUCUGCACUGCCGACCGCCCCGCAUUGCUGCCCUCGCAGCAGGUGUGCGCGGCGGCGGCGCCGUUGAGUGCGGCGAAUGCGACGGUGCUGCAGUGUGGUCAGACGUACGUGGCGGUGGUGGGCGACUCGUGCAGCGCCACCGCCAUCAAGUACAACCUCACCCUCGCCACCUUCACGCAGUUGAACCCAGCGCUAGACUGCAGCAAGGACGCCGUGGACGCGGGCAAUUACCUCUGCGUCGCGCCCAAGUCAGACAAGACGGUGGUGAACUGCACGGCGUGGUACACGGUGCUGCAGGGCGACAACUGCCCCAACAUCUGGAACGCCGCCAACCUCACCGAGGCCACCUUCCUCGCCAUCAACCCCGGCAUCAGGUGCCAGGCGCCAUACCUGCAGGUGGGGCAGAAGGUGUGCACCAACUCGCCCAGUCUCGCGGCCCUCGUGGCCGCCACCAACACCAGCUUCUCCCUCUACACCGUCAAGUCCGGCGACACACUCGCCUACAUCUCGUCCCGGUUCGUGAACCGCUGCACGCCCAACUCGGUGUCGCCGGCUGCCAUUGCGGCGUACAACAACAUCCUUGAGACGGCCGUGCUGCUCGUCAACGCCACGCUCAUCAUCCCCUGCAACGUGCGCAUCGGCGCCAUCGACUGCGGCUGUGCCACGUCACUGCCCGUGUGCGGGUCGGACUACGUGACGUACCCGUCGUACUGCGACGCCGUGUGCAACUAUGCCACGCCCAUCUUCCAGAACGACGUCUGCACCGGCUGCAAUGCCGCCUGCAUGGGGCGCGCCGGCGCUGCACCGGCGGCUGGGUUUGGAUGCACACAGGCCAUCUGCCCGUACCCCACAUGGCCACCACCUGACAGCGACUGCUCGUUGUGGCUGGGGGACAGCGAGGGCAAGUGCUGCGGGUACGUGAAGACGACGUGUGAGAACGUGUGCACGGACUUCAAGGUGGCCAUGGGCGGCACGUCGACACAGCAGGCCACCAACUACAAGACCUGUUACAACGCAUGCACGUGCUGCAAGCGCAUCCCCUGCGGCUUCAACUGCACCGCACCCUCCUCCUGCUGGAAUGAGAACCCCCGCCGCUGCUCCUACUCCAUAGCCACGGGCCACCUCUGGCAGUGCGUCAACUGGCCCGCCGCCACCCCCCUGCCAUAGGCUGGCGCUGUCUGACUUUCGACUUGUUGGUUCCUGCUGACAGAAUUGCAAGGAUGAGGAAAUAUGGCAAACGAGGGUGUAAAAUGGGAACAGUAUAUGGUACAACUAAUUUUGAAGGGAUGGUAAGUGUGGCGAGCUAGGGGCUAGUUGAUGCUUGCGAUACUGUGCUAUUUCAUUUAUUUGUUUGAUACAUGAGUCAAUAAGUUGGCUGUAACAGUGUUCCUGUGGAGCAGAGCAACCACUGUGCAGCUUAGCAUGAUGUCAAGAGCAAGAAAAAGUUGGACUAGGAAGAUGAGAGGGGAGUUACAAGUAGAUUGAGUU